Messenger RNA from Penicillium longicatenatum, 1863 nucleotides. RefSeq names its product flavin-containing monooxygenase. Gene Ontology annotation, molecular function: flavin adenine dinucleotide binding; NADP binding; N,N-dimethylaniline monooxygenase activity. Lineage: Eukaryota; Fungi; Ascomycota; Eurotiomycetes; Eurotiales; Aspergillaceae. Bases 1 to 1863 code for a protein of 620 amino acids. The record is from RefSeq and is a predicted model, not a curated record. The transcript has 3 exons.
AUGACUCUACUAGAGAAUCCGCAGGUCGCUACUUGUCCGUCGUUGGUCAAUCUGUCGCAAAAGUCGGAGACCUUCAAUCACCCUCUCAGUUUCACUCCAGCGCCUUCUGUGACAGCGAAUGCUUCCAAUAAAUUGACUGCAAAUGAGCACGAGGGAAAGAUCAAAUUCGCACUGGAGGAGCAUCCCGUUGACAAAGUAAGACCUAUUAAAGUGGGCAUCAUUGGGGCUGGACUCACGGGUAUUACUGCGGGCGUGUUGCUACCAGCCAAGCUGCCUGGACUUGAUUUGCGAAUCUAUGAUAAAAACCGUGAUGUGGGAGGUACAUGGUUUGAAAAUACCUACCCUGGUGUACGAUGCGAUAUACCCGCGCAUGCCUACCAGUCGGGCUUUUCACCCAACACGCAAUGGACGGAGGAGUUUGCUCAGGGUGCAGAGAUUAAAGAAUAUUGGCAAGGGGUUGCACGAAAGUACAAUGUUUAUCAGUACAUUCGAUCUCAGCAACGGGUCCAAAGGGCCGAGUGGCUGAGUGAGGAGGGAAAAUGGAAGGUUACCAUCGAGCACGUUGAUGGCUCUAGCAAGGCCUAUGAAGAAAAAUUAGACAUUUUGAUCAACGCGAUUGGCCAUUUCAAUGCGUGGAAGCUACCUGAUUAUGAAGGAAUCAACGAUUACAAAGGAGCACUCUUUCAUUCCUCCAACUGGGACCAUAAUAUUGAUUUGAAGGGAAAGCGUGUGGCUUUGAUUGGAAACGGAGCUUCAGGAUUACAAGUCCUUCCUUCUAUCCAACCGAUUGCCAGUCAUGUCGACCAUUAUGCUCGCAAUCCAACUUGGAUUGCAGACUCGUUUAGCGGUGGCAAUGGCAGUGCUCGCCGCCUGGAACCAAACCUUAUCUCUGAAGAGCUAUUGGAGUCAUUCAAAGAUCCUCAGGUAUAUCUGAAAUACCGUACGCAAGUUGAAAAGACAUUUUUCCAACGAUUCGGCGCAAUUUUCAAAGACACGCCCGAGAACCAAGAACUGAAGAAAAAAUGGUCAGAUCUGAUGCUAAAACGCAUCGCUGAUAAACCCGAGCUAGGAGAUAAGAUCCUGCCUGAUUUCCCACCAAACUGCCGCCGUCCUACUCCAGGACCUGGGUAUCUCGAAGCCUUGACCAAAGAGAACGUCAAUUAUAUCCAGACGCGUAUUCAACGCUUCACAGAGAAAGAAAUCAUUACAGAGGAUGGUGUUGAAAGAGAGGUAGAUGCUGUCAUUUGUUCCACAGGCGCGAAUACCGACCACGCACCGCCAUUCUCGAUUAUCGCGAACGGCAUCGAUCUCAAAUCAGCUUGGAAGAGGGACGGUCAUUUCGGGUUCCCAUACUCUUACCUUGGAUUCGCGACACCCGGAUUCCCUAACCUCUUCUGGCUCGGUGGUCCCUAUGCAACUGGUCAUAGUGGUACUGUCCCAAACAGCAUCGAGAAUCAGAUCACAUACGUUGUGAAACUCUUGAGAAAGGUGCGCAGUCAGGGCAUCAAAUCUAUCGUGCCAUCUCAGGAAGCCACAGACGAUUUCGUGGAAUACUGUGACAACUUUUAUCCACGCACUGUCUGGUCUGCUAAUUGCAGUUCGUGGUACAAUGGCGGCCAGCCUGGUGCACGUAUUCAUGGGUUGUUCCCUAGCAGUGCAUCUGCAGUAAAUUACAUUCGUCGAGAUCCUCGCUGGGAAGAUUGGGAAUACACUUAUGUUAAUCCAAGUGGAAAUCGCUUUGCUUACUUUGGGAAUGGCUGGACUUCGAGGGAACUCGAGCCAGAUGCUGAUUUGACGCCUCAUCUCAGAGUUCCCGAGGAAAUUGAUCUGCGUUCAUAUCUGGAAGGCUGGUGGGAUGUCUGA